AUGAAUAGUGCACCAGCUAAAGCAACAAUGUCUGUCCAAGAUCCAAGACUAUACAGUUCAAACUAUUAUAAUACAGCUGCAAUAAUGGUUCCAAAUGUACCACCACCACCAAUAGUUCCAUUCAGGUAUGAUCUAAGCCUUCCUCCACCUAUACAACUUGAUGCUAAAACAGACGACGAGCUCUUCGUUGAAACUUGGCUGUCGAAAAUCGGUAAAAUCAACUUGAACCUGGAAUCAACCACAGUUGAAGUUAAAACAACCCAGAUAAAACCUCAGAAAAGUAAAGGGCAUGUUAGUAUUCACGCUGCUAAACAAGGAUUGAAAAAAUGUUUAGAAAUAACACAACGUCUUGAAGCCACUCAAAAGAUUCUAGAAGAAAAUAUGUCCACAAUGAGCACCGAUGAAUGGAAGCGACACACAAGCGUGAUUGGUUCGUUGAAAGAUGAAUUGACUGUGCUAAUGGCGCAGUAUCAAAAUCCUGAGACCUUAAAAACACUAAAAUACGAACUUGCACAGAGGGCCAAAAAACGUGCGACCCAGAAACGCCGCAGAUACGAAAACCAGCUGCAAAUGGCCAAGAAAAAGGAAGAGAACCUAGCACAACAUAAAAAGAUAGAUUCUUGGCUUGUCGCGAAGAAGGAAGAAGCCGAGCGAGCGAAAGCUGAAGAGAUUAUGAAGAAAGACGCCGAUUGUGUGCUUGCUGAAGUUACCAAGAAGAAAACUGAAGCGCGGAAACAACUAUCGCUUGUGGCGUCGCUGAUUAAACUGCGGAAUGUCCGUGAAACUGCAGCAAAAGCUCGAGGGGAGAAGAUUCCAGCCGAAGAUAAUGCCGCGUUUUGUAAAACUACCGAAGCGUUGAUCAAAAUGUGGGAGAACUCGUCCAAAACGUACAGUAUUGAAGAGCAAGGGCUGAAACUGAUGUUGGAGCGGAACGCGUCCGAAGAUAAUAAACAAACGAUUGCAAAUAAAGAGAAAGAAGUGGCACAGCAAUGGGACCAAGUGCUUUUCGGUCCUAGUUAUGUACCAUCACCACUUUACUGGGCGCUUACUUCAGCGAAACAUGAUAUGGAGAAGUUCAUCGCAAUCAGAAAGAGUUGGGACACUUUUUUAACGCCCAAUACGGACACUGGGUCGAAAAUUCCGCUUGGGUGGGUUCUUCCAGCGGAUAGCCCUAGCUUAGAAUGGAGUCAAUACCAACAUAGUUAAUCCAACCGCAUAUAAAAUUAUUUUUUAUGAUUAAUAUUUUCAAAUCAAUUGCCAGGAGAUUGCAUUUAAAUAUUGGGUGUUUUUGUUGUGGAAAACUUAAAUAUAAAAUCACAUCUUUAUAAUU
This is a messenger RNA of Dalotia coriaria, 1330 nucleotides long. RefSeq lists its product as uncharacterized. The record is from RefSeq and is a predicted model, not a curated record. The transcript has a single exon. Bases 1 to 1206 code for a protein of 401 amino acids. Lineage: Eukaryota; Metazoa; Arthropoda; Insecta; Coleoptera; Staphylinidae.